UUUUGCGUGAUCACACCGUAUGACGCCCAAAGAGCUGCUAUAGAAAGAGAGCUGAAGAUGCAAUGUCUGCCUUGGGAACGGGUAUUCAAUGUUGACAGUUUCCAAGGAAACGAGGCAGACAUCGUCCUAGUCUCUGUCGUCCGGUGCAGCGAUCCCGGGUUCCUACGCUCCGACCAGCGAAUGAAUGUCAUGCUCACACGACGUAGACGAGGUCUUGUUAUUGUUACGAACCGCAGUUUCCUCUCGGGACCCGGCCAGUCAACCCUCGUCGGGAAACUGGCUCGU
Messenger RNA from Guyanagaster necrorhizus, 285 nucleotides. RefSeq lists its product as uncharacterized. NCBI's taxonomy places the organism in Eukaryota, Fungi, Basidiomycota, Agaricomycetes, Agaricales, Physalacriaceae. The transcript has 2 exons. The record is from RefSeq and is a predicted model, not a curated record. The annotation marks the transcript as partial.